AUGCCAAUGAAGGUCAUGACAAGUGUGGUUUCUCACUUUGAGGACAAUUGGUUCAUGAACAUCAUGUAUGCGUUCUCCGGGCUGGGAGCAUUGGUUUUGCCAUUUGUUAUUGGAGCUCUGACUAAAUCAGAUACUCCGUGGAGGCACUACUACUGGUUUCCAUUCUCUAUAACGAUGCUAUCAAUUGCUCUCCACUAUUUAAUCUUCAAAAAUUACACAACCCCGCCUGAUCACAAGGAGGCACCCAAACAAAAGAAUGUGCGGGCAAGGCUUAGAUUAGCCAUUUCAACACAAUUUAGGAUUGGAGCGGCUUUGAUUGUCUUUAGCUAUGCAAUUGUUGACGUUCUGAGUAAUUGGCUGACUUUGUAUCCCAUUGAUGUCAAGGGGACUGCUCCCAACAUCUCUCAAUACCAGUUAUCAGUGUUCUGGGCUGGUUUAACUGCUGGUCGCAUAUUCUUCUCCUUACCAUUCAUACACGUCCGUGAAAGGAUAGGCAAUAACGUCUUACUAGCCUUGAUGGGAGGAGCAGUUGGUCUGCUCUGGGGGCUCAACACCACGGCCUCAAAUUGGGUUUCUAUUGCAGUCGCCGGGUUUUUCCUUGGGCCAAACACACCGGGAAUCUUGUCUAUCAUAUCAACUCAGGUGCCACCAAGUCUCAAGGAAAUUGUUAUCUCCGUCAUAAUUGGAUCAGCGCUAGUAGGAGGAACCCUUGGAUCACUGAUCUUUGGUAUAACCGUAGGAAAGGUCAGCCCAGGUCUACGCUUACUUCCUCUAGUUAUUCUUUGA
Molecule: messenger RNA, 786 nt
Organism: Rhizoctonia solani
Lineage: Eukaryota; Fungi; Basidiomycota; Agaricomycetes; Cantharellales; Ceratobasidiaceae
Product: major facilitator superfamily transporter
Exons: 11
Coding region: 1-786 (261 amino acids)
Biological process (GO): transmembrane transport
Cellular component (GO): membrane
Molecular function (GO): transmembrane transporter activity
Source: RefSeq, a predicted model, not a curated record